This is a messenger RNA of Coffea arabica (coffee), 1569 nucleotides long. Its product is annotated as 26S proteasome non-ATPase regulatory subunit 6 homolog. Lineage: Eukaryota; Viridiplantae; Streptophyta; Magnoliopsida; Gentianales; Rubiaceae. The record is from RefSeq and is a predicted model, not a curated record. Gene Ontology annotation, biological process: proteasome-mediated ubiquitin-dependent protein catabolic process.
CACCUUUCAGUUGCCCUCUCCACAAGCAUAUAGGCUCUGAGCUCCAACAUCAAAAAGAAGAAUAAGAACCCAAAAGAAACCCCAAAAAUCAAAAAAAGGAAGAAGAAGAAGAUGGAAAAUCAAGAGGGCAAACAGCAACCCCACCUGAUUCUCGCCAACAAACUCUUCUUGCUCACUCACCCAGAUGUCGACGACAUCGAGAAAGUUCGCCUCCGGGAUGAAGUUUACAACGCCGUCGUUUCAGAUGAUAUGGCGCCAUUGUACGAAACCCUAAUUGCAAAUGGGGUUUUGAAUUUGGAUCAAAAGGUGCUGGAUUCGAUGCGUGCUAAGAUUGACGAGGAACUCAAGCAGCUUGAUGAAAAGAUUGCUGAUGCAGAGGAGAACCUGGGAGAAAGUGAAGUUAGAGAAGCUCAUUUGGCUAAAUCCUUAUUUUACAUCCGAAUUAGUGAUAAGGAGAAGGCCCUUGAACAGCUCAAAGUCACAGAAAGUAAAACAGUUGCAGUUGGCCAAAAGAUGGACCUAGUUUUCCACACACUGCAGAUUGGUUUCUUCUAUAUGGACUUUGAUCUCAUAUCAAAGAGUAUUGAUAAAGCAAAGAACUUGUUUGAAGAAGGAGGUGACUGGGAAAGAAAGAACAGGUUGAAGGUGUAUGAGGGCUUGUUCUGCAUGUCAACACGUAACUUCAAGAAAGCAGCAAAUCUUUUUCUUGAUUCCAUUUCAACUUUUACAACUUACGAACUUUUUACCUAUGACACCUUCAUAUUUUACACUGUCCUUACAAGCAUCAUAUCACUAGACAGAGUUUCCCUGAAACAGAAGGUUGUUGAUGCCCCAGAGAUCUUGGCAGUUAUUGGGAAAAUCCCAUUUUUGUCAGAGUUUUUGAACUCACUUUAUGAUUGUCAAUAUAAAUCAUUUUUCUCUGCUUUUGCUGGCUUAACUGAGUAUAUUAAAUUGGACCGGUACUUGUACCCACACUUCCGGUAUUACAUGAGGGAGGUUAGAAGUGUGGUUUAUUCGCAAUUCCUCGAGUCCUACAAGAGCGUUACCAUUGAAGCUAUGGCAAAAGCAUUUGGGGUGACUGUGGAUUUCAUUGACUUGGAGCUGUCCCGCUUUAUUGCCGCGGGAAAGCUACACUGCAAGAUCGAUAAAGUAGCAGGUGUGCUCGAAACUAAUCGUCCAGAUGCAAAGAAUGCCCUCUACCAGGCAACCAUCAAGCAGGGAGAUUUCUUGUUGAAUCGUAUUCAGAAGCUCUCUCGUGUCAUUGAUCUAUGAGUUAUGUAACUGCUUUUUGCCUUGGGCAAUGACAUGGCAAUUCAGGGAAUUAUGCCUUGAAGUUCUUGAUUAGUCAUCUGAUGUAUUUCUAGCGGGAUGUCCUCAGUUCUUUCCCUGGAACUUGGUGGACUAUUUCAGAUCAUUAUUGAGUCUUAAAAAAAUUAUCAUCUUUAUGCAAUCUUUGGACGGAUCUGCUUGUGCCUUCUUUUACUAUUGUGUUAAAAUCGAGUAGACAACGGAGAAUGUUCACGUCAUUUGAAAUUUUAGAUCAAUGGUUAAUUUGUGCCUCAGUGAUUU